AUAAACAACUAGGCGAACAAUAGGUGUACUUACCGCACCAGUACUUGCUGGCUCCCCGAUAUUGUCCUUCCUUUGGGUUCUUCGUUCCUCCCCUGACGGUCUCAGUCCAAGAUGGCGGCCCUCACUCGUCUCGGCGCCCUCUCUCUCCGGCUGAAUCAGCGGCUCCUGCAGCCCUCCGUGGUGCGGGCCGCGGGCAUCUCCACCUCCAAGAAGAACAAGGACACCGUGACCGUGACGGACGUGAUCACGGACCAUGGCAAGUCCAAGACAGAGUCCUCGGAGGCCGCCAGCAAGAACUGGAUCAGCUGGGGGUUUGACCACUACUCUCAGGUGGAGGACAACUCGACCAUGCACAUGACCUUCUUCGUUGCCGUCACCCUCUGCCUCGUCACUACUGGCUUUGUCUGGUCCUACCUCCCAGACUUCAGAAUGCGUGACUGGGCACAGCGCGAAGCUUUCCUAGAGUUGCGGCGCCGGGAAGCUCUGGGCCUUCCUGCCAUCGACCCUGACCUUGUUCCACUGGAUAAGAUUGAGCUGCCUGAUGAUGAGGAGCUCGGCAGCAGGGAAAUCAUCAUCUGAGAGGACAGAGGGAGAUACUUCCGUUGCAGCCAUGCCCACAGCCACAACCACAGCCACUGUCUGGAUCAUCUUGCACCCAGGGUUCCCCCAUUCAGUGUCUGGGAAAGUCAUCCUGGAGUGGAUCACUUUUCUAAGCUAUUUAUAAAUUAAAGCCAGUUAACUUCAAUCUAUUAACUUUUUGUAAUGGUGACCAGUACAAAGCAUGCUGGAGAUCCUUGAGUCCACCCUCAUUGAUUAUCACAUUUGUUCCUGAAUUGUAAGCCUCAGCUUUGUACAAUUAAUGCACGACAGCCAUGACUACAGCAACACUGGCUGGAUGGUCCCUGUCACCUUCAGCAGUACAGUAUUGACCUAAUGUGUCGGAAAACACACGGACGUGCAUGCGUGUGUGAUGGCAGUGGUGUAGUGGAGGGCUGUGUGUGUGAGAGGUGGUGGUGCUGCACACCUUCCUUUGUGAUGUGAUGGUAUGCCUGGCAGAUUGUAAUUUAUGAUGGUAGGGCUGAGUCUUAAAGUGAAGUUGUUUAGUGUAAAUAUGUUACAACUUAAAAUAUAACAUUUAUUAAGUAAG
Portunus trituberculatus (swimming crab) is the source of this 1147-nucleotide messenger RNA. RefSeq names its product NADH dehydrogenase [ubiquinone] 1 beta subcomplex subunit 11, mitochondrial-like (gene NP15.6). Lineage: Eukaryota; Metazoa; Arthropoda; Malacostraca; Decapoda; Portunidae. The record is from RefSeq and is a predicted model, not a curated record. The coding region runs from base 112 to 579 and encodes 155 amino acids. The transcript is spliced from 3 exons.